GUAAUUAGUAGCUAUUAACUGAUAGUGGAUAGAUAAUUGCAUUAAUAGAUAGUUGAUAAUGGCUUGCAGCGAAUGAAUAAUUGUGUUAGCAGAUAAGUGACAGCGAAACGUAAUAGUCUAUUUGACUAAACACACUAUAUUAGUUGUUUGUGAAUAAUUUGUUUUUGUAAACAGCAAAUUGUGUUAGCAGUUCAAGGCCCGUUGAUCACGAGCGGGUUCAGGACUGGUUUCGGGCCGGUUUGAUUUGGCCGGAUGCCGAGUCCUCAAUUUUAGUGAAGGUUUCUACUUUUUAAACCAAAUUCCUCUGUCUCUCUAGAUCCAAUCUCCGCAUUCCAAUAAAUCGAACAUGUCGUCAACCUUCAGCGGCGAUGAAACGGCACCGUUCUUCGGCUUCCUCGGCGCCGCUGCCGCCCUUGUCUUCUCCUGCAUGGGAGCUGCUUACGGCACGGCAAAGAGCGGUGUUGGUGUGGCCUCGAUGGGCGUGAUGCGGCCGGAGCUGGUGAUGAAGUCCAUUGUGCCCGUAGUCAUGGCUGGUGUCUUGGGUAUCUACGGCUUGAUUAUUGCUGUGAUUAUUAGUACCGGUAUUAACCCUAAGGCCAAGUCCUACUAUUUGUUUGAUGGCUACGCUCACCUCUCUUCCGGACUCGCUUGUGGUCUCGCCGGCCUUGCUGCUGGUAUGGCCAUCGGGAUCGUUGGCGAUGCUGGUGUCAGGGCUAAUGCACAACAACCAAAGCUCUUUGUUGGGAUGAUUCUUAUCCUUAUUUUUGCUGAAGCCUUGGCUCUCUAUGGUCUCAUUGUCGGCAUCAUCCUUUCUUCUCGUGCUGGUCAGUCUAGGGCUGAUUAGGAGGGUAUGUGUCAUUUGUGGAUUUCUUGUGUUUCUUGCUAUCAAGUAAGAGUCGUAUUUAUCUCCCUCGUUUGUAUUGUAGUGUGGCCAUGACAAUGUUUUCAGGAUUAAGGAUAUUUUGUUUUGUUUUUCUUUGUGGAAACUUACGUGGCUGAAACUGAGUGUUUCAUGUGUAUUGUGGUAGAUUAUAGAUGAGAAGUUCCUUUUAUACUGAAUAAAGUUUCUGAAAUUUUUAUUAAUGGUGUGUCUUUGCAAGAAACUGAUUCAUUUUGUGUAAUAACAUUUCUCGUAUUAUCUUUCGGCAAAAACCCUUCUACUUAUUAUAUUCCAAACUGAUUAAUCGUGUGGCCACGUCAGGUUCACCAGGGUGGGUGGGGGGUUUUUUGCACUUGU
Molecule: messenger RNA, 1237 nt
Organism: Striga asiatica
Lineage: Eukaryota; Viridiplantae; Streptophyta; Magnoliopsida; Lamiales; Orobanchaceae
Source: the annotation of a GenBank genome assembly